UUAGUUAGGUUUAAUAACAUUGUUUAUAAGGUGGCCAUAACGAAAUAACAAAUAUAAUCAAAAAUUUCAAACAAUUGUGAGAAAAAUGUUCAGAAGAACAGGAGCGUUACUGCUUAAAAAUAUAAAAAAUUACACAGCAAGACGUUAUGGACAUGAAGGAGGUGUUCCAGGAGAGAAUCUGCCGUUUGGCAAGUCACUUGGCAGACCUACCAAAUUGUCAUUUCUCUUCAUGUUAUAUUUUGGGUCGGGAUUUUGGACCCCUUAUUUCCUUUUUAUGUAUAUGUAUUUAAAAUAAAUG
Messenger RNA from Anoplophora glabripennis (Asian longhorned beetle), 298 nucleotides. RefSeq names its product cytochrome c oxidase subunit 7C, mitochondrial-like. Lineage: Eukaryota; Metazoa; Arthropoda; Insecta; Coleoptera; Cerambycidae. Gene Ontology annotation, biological process: mitochondrial electron transport, cytochrome c to oxygen. The record is from RefSeq and is a predicted model, not a curated record. Bases 86 to 295 code for a protein of 69 amino acids. The transcript has 2 exons.